Messenger RNA from Psammomys obesus (fat sand rat), 1303 nucleotides. RefSeq lists its product as uncharacterized. NCBI's taxonomy places the organism in Eukaryota, Metazoa, Chordata, Mammalia, Rodentia, Muridae. The record is from RefSeq and is a predicted model, not a curated record.
ACUGGGGCCAGAGACCCAAGUGUGGAGGAACAGGAAAAGGGUGAGGAACAGCCAGAGGAGGAAGAGGAAGAAUGCCGUAUCUGCACUGAGCCUUAUGGGCCUGGUGAGCACUACCUGUUCCUGCUGAACUGUGGUCACAGUCUGUAUGUGGGCUGCAUGUACCAGCUGUUAGGCAUGACCCCAAGAGCUGACCUGGGCUAGGUGUGCUAUCCACUGUGUCCUGUGCUAGAGUGGAAGAUCUGUCAGCUGCAGGAGGAACUGCUUCGAGCUGAUGGACUCUGGUACUUUGCCUACUGCAUUCACCACACCCCUGAGCCCGGGCCCUGGGAGUCCUUAGAGCACCAGUACUGAAUGUGCUUCCUGGCAGGGCCUGUGGGGGAACAGAGUUGUCUCCCCUUCCUGCCCUGCCCUCCCAGGCCAGGUAUCUGGCUGUGGACAUUGCAGGAACAUGGUACUUGUGCCUGCUGCCUGUCACUGGUGAGUCUGCUGGCACUUGAACUGCUGGGGCUGGUACUCAUUUUCAUGCCACCGAUGUUACGAGGGGUGCUCUUCAUGCUCCUUGACCAUUCCAGCCACUGAGCAGGGCCCAGGAUGUUGGCCAAGCUUUGAAGGCCAUGCUCAGAUCUGCUAAUCACCAAUACCAAGACCAGAUCUGCCCAAGAGCCUGAGCCAGCCAGAGUGCUUACACACCCCUGUAGUCCAGAUACAGUCUAAAGCUGAGGAUGGCCUCUGAAGGACACUGGCCCAGAAGGAAGGACACAGUGAAUAGAAUCCCAUGUGUUUACCAUGGACAGGCACUUCACUGGCCACAGGCAGAAGCAGGGCCAUCCAUCAGCUCCUGUGAUCCAGCUGUUUAGGAUGGACACAAAUGUGAGCAGAGGUCUAGCAGUGAUUCCUGGAAGAAGGCAAGGGCUACAGGAACUCUUACCUGGUCCAAACAAGUUGGUGGUGGUCCCUGAAGGCCAUAAUAGCAAGAGAGGUCUGCACUACACAAACCUAGCCUUCAAAAGCUCCUCACCCAAACUAAGAUAGCCUCACUGGAAAGAGUAGCCCAGAGCAGCUGGGCUUUCUACUGCAAGGGCCAAGGACCAAUCUAGACCUUGAAGCCUGCAAAUGCCCAAGGUCCAGCUCUGUUCCUAACUGACCAUACAAUUCAUGUCACUGGGCCAGGAACCCUCACUUGAGAGAUGCAGACAAAUGUAAGGCCCCUCAUGAUUUAUUGGUGACACAUGUAAGGUGGGAUGCUUUAGACUGAGUGCUCUAACCAGCAUAAGAAAGGCUCUCAAUAAACCCUGACUGAUAC